Molecule: messenger RNA, 3458 nt
Organism: Vigna radiata var. radiata (mung bean)
Lineage: Eukaryota; Viridiplantae; Streptophyta; Magnoliopsida; Fabales; Fabaceae
Product: probable leucine-rich repeat receptor-like protein kinase At1g35710
Exons: 3
Coding region: 6-3458 (1150 amino acids)
Biological process (GO): protein phosphorylation
Molecular function (GO): protein binding; protein kinase activity; ATP binding
Source: RefSeq, a predicted model, not a curated record
UCAGUAUGAUGUUCAUAUUUUCAACGCUUUUGUCGAUGAAGUUCCAACCCUUUUGGUUGCUUCUUCUAAUGUUCUUUUCUGCAUUUCCCCAUUCUCAUGCUUUCAAUUCUUCUGGAAUUGCUUCAGAAGCAAAUGCUCUGCUGAAGUGGAAAGCCAGCCUUGACAUGAAGAGUCAAGCUUCUCUCUCUUCAUGGACUGCCAACACUUCUUGCAAUUGGUUCGGAAUUGCAUGUGAUCACUCCAAUCAUGUUUCCCAAAUAAAUCUUCAAAAUAUUGGAUUGAGAGGUACGCUUGAAAACCUCAACUUCUCAAUGCUUACAAACAUUCACACUCUAAAUGUAAGUAACAACUCCCUGAGCGGAAGUAUUCCUCCUCAAAUUGGAGUUCUGUCCAAUCUAGUUGUUCUUGAUUUGUCUGCUAAUAAACUCUCUGGGAUUAUCCCUUCUGAAAUAACACAGUUGAUUAGCCUUCAAAAGUUGAACAUGAGUGGUAAUAUUUUCAGUGAGUCCCUUCCCCAAGAAAUAGGGAGAUUGAGGGAGCUGAGAAUGCUUCAUGUUCCUUGGUGCAAUCUCACAGGGGCAAUCCCAAUCUCUAUAGAAAAGUUGAACAAUUUGAUUCAUGUAGAUGUAGGAGGCAACAACCUUUCUGGCAGCAUUCCUCAGAGAAUUUGGCACAUGGACCUAAACCAUUUGUCAUUUGGAACUAAUAAAUUCCAUGGUUCCAUUCCCAAAGAAAUUGUAAAUAUGAGGAACCUGGAGAUUCUAUAUCUUGGGGAAAGUGGCCUUUCCGGCACCAUGCCCCAAGAAAUUGACAUGCUGGGGAAACUAAUACACCUGGUAAUGAGCAGUUGUAAUCUUACUGGAUCCAUACCUAUUUCAAUUGGAGCUUUGACUAAUAUAUCAAUUCUUAGCUUACAAAACAACCAACUUUCUGGUCACAUUCCUGGUGAAAUUGGUGCUUUGACCAAUCUAUCACUUCUCAUCUUAAAUGACAAUCAACUUUCUGGUUUUAUUCCUCAUGAAAUUGGAUUUUUGAGAAAACUCACUGAACUUGAUUUGUCUCAGAAUUUUCUCUCUGGUAAAAUCCCUUCCACAAUUGGAAACUUGAGCAAUCUAAGUUUUCUAUACCUUUAUGGCAACCAAUUCUCUGGAUUUAUCCCGGAUGAAAUAGGAGAUUUGCAUUCCCUUCAAACAAUCCAGUUGCUGGGCAAUAAUCUCUCUGGACCAAUCCCUACUUCCAUAGGUAACCUGGUCAAUUUGGAAUCCAUUUUACUUGAUCAAAACAACCUCUCUGGACCAAUUCCUACUUCCAUAGGUAACCUGGUCAAUUUGGAAUCCGUUUCUCUUUCUCAAAACAAACUUUUUGGAUCCAUUCCUUCCACUAUUGGAAAUUUGUCGAAGCUUCGUGAAUUAUUUUUACUUAACAAUAAUCUCAGUGGCAAGAUUCCAAUAGAAAUGAACAGGAUUAUUGCUUUGGAAAGUUUGCAGCUGGCUGAUAAUAAUUUUGUUGGCCAUUUACCUCACAACAUUUGUGUUGGUGGAAAGUUGGCAAAAUUUUCCGCUAGCAAUAACCAUUUCACUGGCCACAUUCCAGAGAGUUUGAAGAAUUGCUCUAGCCUUAUACGAGUGAGACUUCAGGAAAAUCAACUAACUGGAAACAUAACAGAUGCUUUUGGUGUACUUCCAAACUUGGUUUACAUCGAAUUGAGUGAAAACAAUUUUUAUGGUCAUCUUUCACCAAAUUGGGGGAAGUUUCGUAGCCUCACAAGCCUCAAGAUCUCUAACAAUAACUUAUCAGGUGUUAUCCCACCAGAACUAAGCGAGGCAACCGAAUUACGUGAACUUCAUUUAUCCUCAAAUCAUCUUACAGGAAGCAUUCCACAAGAUUUAUCUAAAUUGGUUUUCUUGUUUCGCCUAUCACUCGACAACAAUAAUCUUUCAGGAAAUAUUCCCUCAAAAAUUGCAUCAAUGAAGAAUCUUCAAAUUUUGAGGCUUGGAUCUAAUAAUUUGUCUGGGUUAAUUCCAGACCAACUUGGAAAUUUGUUCAGUUUAUUGGAAAUGAAUUUGAGUCAGAACAAAUUUGAGGGAAAUAUUCCCUUAGAGCUUGGCAAAUUAAUAUCUCUUACGACUCUUGAUCUCAGUGAAAAUUUGUUGAGGGGAAGAUUAACAAAUGUGCUUGGAGGAUUACAAAAAUUAGAAACAUUGAAUCUCUCUCACAAUAGUCUCUCAGGUGAUCUUUCUAGCUUUGAUGAUAUGAUGAGCUUGACAUCUAUUGAUAUAUCUUACAAUGANUUUGANGGUCCACUUCCAAACAUUCCAGUNUUUCGCAAUGCUACAAUGGANGCNNUAAGAAAUAAUAAAGGCUUGUGUGGCNANNUUAGUGGCUUNNAGCCUUGCCNAACANUANGUNGNAANUCNCANAANCANANGACAAAGAAAGUCAUAANNNUNGUUNUACCCCUUACUUUGGGCANUCUANUNCUNGCAUUNUUUNUUUUUGGAGUNUNNUAUUAUUUAUGCAAAACUUCAGNGAAANUNGAAGANNAANCUACCAAUUUNCAAACUNCAAACACAUUUGCAAUAUGGAGUUUUGAUGGCAAAAUGGUAUUNGAGAAUAUUGUUGAAGCCACUGAAAANUUUGACGAUAAGCAUCUCAUUGGAGUUGGAGGNCAAGGACAAGUUUACAAAGCANUGUUANCCUCAGGUCAAGUUGUGGCUGUAAAGAAACUUCAUUCAGUUCCAAAUGGAGAAAAGCUCAAUGUGAAAGCUUUCACAAGUGAGAUCCAAGCUCUGACAGAAAUUCGCCAUCGUAACAUUGUAAAGUUAUAUGGGUUUUGUUCACAUUCCCAAUGGUCAUUUACGGUUUGUGAAUUCUUGGAGAAGGGCAAUGUCCAGAAUAUUUUGAAGGAUGAUGAAGAAGCAAUUGCAUUUGAUUGGAAUAAGAGAGUGAAUGUUAUUAAAGAUGUAGCAAAUGCUUUAUUGUACAUGCAUUAUGAUUGCUCACCACCAAUUAUUCAUCGUGAUAUAUCAAGUAAAAAUGUCCUUUUGGAUUUGGAAUAUGUGGCACAUGUCUCUGAUUUCGGAACAGCCAAGUUUCUUAAUCCCAAUUCAUCCAAUUGGACCUCAUUUGUAGGAACCUUCGGAUAUGCCGCUCCAGAACUUGCAUACACAAUGGAAGUGAAUGAGAAAUGUGACGUGUAUAGUUUUGGAGUGUUGGCAUGGGAAAUACUUCUGGGAAAGCAUCCUAGUGAUUUUAUAUCUUCCUUAUUAUCAUCUUCAUCCACUGCUGAUCAUAUGACAUUGAUGGAUAAGUUGGAGCAGCGUCUCCCUCCUCCAACUAAACGUUUACUUAAAGAAGUGGCAUCAGUGGCGAAAAUAGCACUUGCUUGCAUGACUGAAAGUCCACGAUCACGCCCUACUAUAAAGGAGGUUGUCAAUGAGCUUGUAAUGAGCUUGUAG